Molecule: messenger RNA, 10391 nt
Organism: Xyrichtys novacula (pearly razorfish)
Lineage: Eukaryota; Metazoa; Chordata; Actinopteri; Labriformes; Labridae
Source: the annotation of a GenBank genome assembly
AUGUUGGUGCCAAAAGUAAACAAAUGUGACUCAGCUUUGUGGUAGAGAUGGUCGACGAUAGGUUUUUCAAAUGCCACGUUCUUGGUCGUCAUUUUGGUGCCGUUAUGAUAGUUGUUAUUCACAGAUAAGAUUGUGUCCUAUGCUCUCGGUGUGUUUUUGAAUGAAACCUGCGGGGGCGGUAGCGGGCAGUGGCAAUCUGAACGGUAAAGUCACAAUAAAUCAAACCAAACUGCUUCCUGUCGGGUUAUGCUGAUGCCGAAUUAAAGAAUGGUCAACGCUGAUUCGAGCGACGCCCUUGUCCAGCAUGCAUGUGACUUGUAGAUGCGGAGUAAAUAAAACCUUUGUUCUCGGAGAUAUUGUCAAAGGAGUUUCGUCUGCACGAAAAUGACACGACGACACGGAGGAGGCACUGUGUACUCUGUCACUAGUUUCAGAGGGCAAGUGAUAGUAGUGGAAGCUUAACUACGCGUGGUAUUACUUGGCGUGUCAUAAGUGCGUUUUGUGCGUCUAAAUACUUCUCUAAUUCAGCCUGGUGAACAGUUUCGUUUUACCCAGUACGCUAAUGGCACUAGCCGAUAUAGGGAUGUCAUAAUAUAGCGCGUCUUGGAAACAAUGGGACCUGUUAAACUUAGCGGAUCAACCAUCCGGUGAGUGCCAUCGUUGCAUUCUUGUUUGCCUCAGUUGAAUUACUUAUCCAGCUUAAGUAGCUUUUACUAAGUCUUCAUGAUUAAUAAACAAACUAUAUGUGAAAUAACGUGUGGUUCACAUUUACUUUAAGCGUCUUUACUGCUAGCUGUCAUGUUUUAAAGCUAACGUUAGCAAAUGACUAUUUUAAACUUGUACUAAACUAUUGUUAAAAAAUGUUCGUUCUACACUCUUAAUAACUAUUUCUUCGGCUUUGGCAUUAUUUUAUACACAUGCAAGUCAUCUCUAACCUAUGUCUACACCUUCUUACUAUCUUCCCCCCACACACACACACAGUCUCCCUUCCUCGUCAGAAUGAACUGCUCUGGGGUUUCUGAAAGGCUGCACAUGUAGUGAGGAGAUGAACUUUGCCGAGUAGCAGACUGAUACGGAUUUGCUGAUCCUGGCAGCGCUUUAUGGCGUGCCCUGUCCAGUUCCUCUGCCGGGGGCUUCGCACUGUUGGAUUAGUCCUUCUUUACUAUGCCUUCUCUAUAGGCAUCACCUUCUACAACAAAUGGCUGAUGAAGGUAAGAGAACAAUUGCACACAACUCUGCCCCAGGACAGUUGUGACACCGUGGGAAAUGUAAAAAAAAAAAAACAAGUCAUUAAUUAAAAUAGCAGAAAGACAACAUAUCAGCUGUCAAAAUUAAAAAGAAAAAUGCAAUUAUUUUUACAGGGUUUUAUGGGAAUCUGUCAGCUAUAUGUUUGAAUGAAGUUGGGAGAGUUGCAACAGAAGUGUGGAUACAAGGUGUAAAAUGUUUCAAAACACCUGGAGGAACAUUUCACAAUUAGUGAAAUUGACUGGCGACAGGUUGAUCACAUUAUGGGGUAGGAAAGAUAGUUCAAGAGAGAGGGCUGGGUUUUUCUGAAGUGAAACUGGGAGGGUUUCACUUCUCUGAAAAAUACUGCUCUGGCAACAACUGAAUUAUAAUGUUUCUCAAGGCAACAAACACAAAGAACCACGCAUUUAAGUCUUCUACUGCACAUAAUAUUAAAAGAUUUAUACAGUUUUUGACAUUUGACAAUUCGGAUGGAAACAUGGGUGCAUUUUCCUCUUGACUUAAGAAGAAGAGGCGUGCUAUCUGAUUUGUUGUCGCCACACAGUUCCAACAUCUGUGAUGGAUUGGGUUGCAUUCAAGCACAUGGCAUGGGUAACCUGCACAAUUGUGAAUAGAUCAUUUAAACAAGUUUUGGAGAAACAUCUUCUGCUAAGUAGAUGACAUCUUUUUCAGGGAAGGUAUAUUAGAGCGAGAAAAUGCUGCAAUCUUCUUGCACAAAAACCACUAUGGCUCUGUAGCAAAAGAGUCCAGGUGCUAAAUUGGCCUGGCACUAGACAUAAUGUGGGAGAGGAGACUCCAAACUGCAGCUAAGAUCCAACAUCAAUCUUACAUUUAGCAAAACAGAGGAAAGAUUAAACUUUCAAAAAAAUGGCAGUUGAUCUCCUCAGUCACCAAACCCUUGCAGUGUUGUGAAAGGUGAUGAAACUGAGCGGUGCACAUGACCCAGUCUCUCAAGUCAUUGGCACCUAAUUCAAAUGGGUACAUCAUUUUCCACAAUGAUCAAAUUGUUGGCUGAUAGUACUUUUUAUAUUCAUACUGAUUACCUAAUUUGAAUUGACCCAACCUUGUUCUAUGUUAGAAUUUGAACUUCAGCAAUCAGAAAACCGGUUAUCUGUAGAUUUGGUACAAUAUGCCAAUGAAACUCUUAGCAUAUACUGUAGUUCUAACUAUAUCAUUUAACCCACUAGGAGGUGGUGUUGAGUUGUUCAUUUAGAGCGUCUCAGGCUUCAGCACCCUAACAAAUAAAACCAGCAGACACUGGAGGAUGAGUAAGGCUGUCAUGGAUGACCCUUUCUAUUUUUUUUUCCUCAGGGUUUCCACUACCCACUCUUCAUGACGUUGGUUCAUCUCACCAUCAUCUUCUGCCUGUCGGCCAUCACAAGACGGGCCAUGCAGUGCUGGGCAGGGAAACCACGCAUCAUUCUGAGCUGGAGGGAUUACCUCCGUAAGGUAGCACCCACAGGUGAGACUGAAGCUGGGACCUCAGAGUUGGACUGAAGUGCUCAGAGAGAGGCGGAGAGUGUUCAGAGACUGAUAAAAGUGUGCUGACAGUUGGUUCUUAUCAUGCUUAUUGACAGACACAGUUUUGAGCUAAAGAAAGAUAUCUACAAAGACAACACUCUGUCCAAAGUUCAAAGUGCUAAACAAUGUUACAUCACAUGAAAGAAUAAACACCAUACUGUACACCAUACCAAAAUUUAUAUAUGUAUAUAUAUAUAUGUAUGUAUGUGUGUGUAUGUGUGUGUUUCUAAACAGCUGUAAAUCCUUUUCCCUAUACUCAGCUUUAGCAACAGCUCUGGAUAUCGGACUUUCUAAUUGGAGCUUCCUCUUCAUCACCAUUAGUUUGUAAGUUUCUACCUAAUGUUAUUUAUGAGAAUAAGGGUAUGAAUAUACCUUUCACACAAAUAUUGAACUGUUCUCUGCUGUUGUGUGACUCUUAUUUUGUGUCAUUGCAGGUAUACCAUGACCAAAUCUUCAGCAGUGCUCUUUAUCUUGUUUUUCUCCCUGGUCUUCAAACUGGAGGAGCCGGUGAGGAAUAGUUUUUUUUUUAAGUUUCAACAAAUGGGAUUUCCUACCAAUGGCUCAUAGACACCACAUAGACACUGCCUUUAUUCUCUUGUCCAGAGUUUACAGUCAGACAACAGCAAGUUUUAAGUUCAGCCACUCUAAAGGGAAGUGUGAUGACUGCAAUAGAAAGAGGAUUGUUUGUAUUCAGGAUGGUCUUUCUGGUUAAGAACUGAUAAUUAACAUUUUCAUGCAGAAGUGUAGAAGUUGUAAAAAUAAAAAAAAACAACACGCACGGCUAACAAAAAACAAAAACAUGGAGCAAAUUCUGCUCCCACUCAAGAAAAGAAAAGAGGGAGGGAAGUCCAACAUGGAAGCCAGAUGAUAUUUUACAGCUUUACAAGCCCACUCAAAGUCUUAACAUAAACUAUACCUUUAAUGCACAGCACUGAAUGACACAAAUAUGUCCAUCUCUAUUUUAUCACCAGAUAAUACAGAGCAGUUCACCUUAUAUAUCUGUGUGUCUACAUUAUUACAAUCAAUGUAAUAUAAUAACCACCUGAUAUUCCUUUUUUCUGUCAUACCAGAAUCCAUUCCUGAUCUUGGUGGUCCUGCUGAUCGCAUCUGGUCUGUUUAUGUUUACAUUUGAGUCCACUCAGUUCAACCUGGAAGGCUUCAUCAUGGUGCUGCUGGCGUCCUUUAUAGGGGGCAUCCGCUGGACUCUGACUCAGGUCCUAAUGCAGAAAGCUGAGCUGGGUCAGUGUCGACUUACUGUCAAUUACAAAAAUGACUGUUGUUGUUGUCAUCAUACAUCAUAUCAGAGGUCAGAAAGAAGUAAUGAAUGUAGUAAGCAGCAUUUAAGCUGUUCAGUGGACAGUGUAAUCUGUUUCCAGACAUUUUACUUGACUGGUAUGUUUGGUGAACUCUGACUCUAAAUAAAGCGAUGGGUACACAAGUCGUGAAUUUAAUGAUGGCAACCUCUCAGUAUCUGUCUUUUUACCUUGUUAUCUAAGCAGUACUAGUACAUUCAAUAAAAGGCCAUCAUUAACCCCAUCACAAGGACAAGUAAUUUGAACAUCUGAAUUUGUUUUUGAUUCGAAUUUUGCUCUAAUUAUAUUUAGCUGUAAUUAUAAUAUGAAGAUAACUGUUUCAUGCAAAGUUAUUGCCAUGUUCUCCUCAUCAAACCUCAUCCAUGUCGCUUUUCCAGGCCUUCAGAACCCAAUAGAUGCCAUGUACCACCUACAACCUCUCAUGUUCCUUGGACUUUUUCCUCUCUUCCUGUUUAAUGAAGGUGUGUGCAGUUUUAAGCUGUGGUUGGUCAUCCUCUCUGGUAGCCUACUACCUUUAAAAUUAAAAUGAUGUUUGAUGUUACACUUACUCAGUUCAACUAAAUGAAAUCAAACCCAUGAUUUUUUUUCUGGAUUAGAAAGUAAUCAUCACUCUUUUGUCUUGAUUGCUUUGUGUUUUGACAUAAAUAAUCAUACUCAGUUUUAAUCAAUCAUUUCAGCCAUAUGAAGCCCUGUCAUUUACAGUAUAUACCUACCCUUCAAAAGUUUGGUUUAGCCUACCACUACACAGUGGUGACUGAGAGAAGUACUCUAAUGUACACUAUUUUAUUUCUCUGUAUGCUUUUAGGUUGUGUAUGUUCAUUUUAUUGGCAUUUUUGUAUUUAGAGUUUGCAGAAAAGAUUUUCUCUGACAUGUAAAGCGAUUGCUGCACAAUGGUUCACAUAAACGGGCAACUGGAAGAUUUUCGAUACAGUAUGAGCUUGUUUAAAAAUGAAAGGAUCUUGUAUGGUAUGAUUUGUUUGACGUCACUCUGAUGUGUGAUUUUUGGUCAGAUUUCAUAAUCCAAUCAUCAGGAAGAUUACAUUCAAGUUCAGAUAAUUGGAGAUGAGUUGUGGGAAUAUCACAUUAGCUUAUGAAGACUUAACAAACCUCAGUUGAAAGGGAGUCACAUUUUCACACUUAAAAGCAGAAGGUAAAAAUCAGGUCCUCCAUAAAUUUGCAGCACGAUUGUAAGAUGUCUUGUGGUUCAGUAACAGCCCAUGAUGUUUUUGCUAACUUAGGGGAGAUUUAAAUAGAGACACAAUGUUAGGUAGAUCCAUUCUGGCUGCUGCAUCACUAAGUGUUAUCAAUUUCUUAAGCAACAUCCAUAUGACCAUUUGACUAAAAAGUAAUAUGCAUCAUUAUGUCUCACAGGCGACCAACAGAAAAGUCCAUGCUGAUUUUUCUUUGUGUGUCUUUAUUGCAGCACUCAGCAUAAGCACCUCUGAAAAGUUAUUCCGGGUUACAGAGCUCUCGCCUCUCCUUUAUUCGCUCUUCACACUAAGCAUUGGCGGCACGUUGGCUUUUGGUUUGGGCUUCUCAGAGUUCCUUCUCGUCUCUCGGACCUCCAGCCUCACUUUAUCCAUAUCAGGGAUCUUCAAGGUACUUUUUAGUUUCUGCAUCCUGUGUGAAUUUCUUAAUGUAACCUAGUUUUGAUAUUGGGGUUCACUGUGUUCAUUUCUAGUGCUAACUUAAAGGGAUAUUCCGGCAUAAAUUUAAGUUGUGGUCAAACACACCGUAGCACGGAGUUAGACACCCCCUUGAGAGAUGAAUGUUGCUGACUGCUUGCUUCUCUAGUUAUACUAACUUUAGUAAAGAUAGCAAUACACAGCGGUCUAUCAGUCCAUGUGCAAACCUCAACCAAAACACCACUCUAUAGCCACAAAUAAUGCUCAGAACAACACCUAACUUCAUCAACAGUACAUAUAGGGUCCCAGCCAUAGUACUGGCCACCAAACAUCUUUUUAGCUUUGCCUGAUUUCUUUAGCAAAGAGACUAAACAUAACUCACCCACUCUCCUCCAGCAGCUGCUUGUUAUUGGGGGAGCCCUGACGAGUCGAUCACAGAGUGCAUUGGAGUUUGGCAGCUUAAGACAGAACAUUUAUAUGAUUAUUACUUAAUGGAAAUGUAAUCAGACAGAGAUGCUAAGGCAGAAGAACUACCGCAUCUGCAGUGCAAAAUGAUCAUUAUGAUGAUUAUUACUUCAAGGAAAUAAUCCACUGCACUCUGUGAUCGACUCGUCAGGGCUCCCCCACAAACAAGCAGCUGCUAAAAGAGAGUGGGUGAGUUGUGUUAAGUCUCUUUGCUAAAGAAAUCAGGCAAAGUUAAAAAGAUGUUUGGUGGCUAGUACUACGGCUGGGACCCUAUAUGUACUGUUGAUCAAGUUAGGUGCUGUUCUGAGCAUUAUUUGUGGCUAUAGAGUGGCUUUUUGGUUGAGGUUUGCCUGUGGAGAGGUAGACCGCUGUGUAUUGCUAUCUGCGGUCUUUGCUGAAGUUGGUAUAACUAAAGCAGCAAGCAGUCAGCAACAUUCAUCUCUCGAAGGGGUGUCUAACUCAGUGUUAGGGUGUAUUUGACCAUAACUUAAAUUUACGCAGGAAUAUCCCUUUAAGCCAUCUAGCUCAUGCACAUAGGUUUUUAUCCCAAAAGUAUUGUAUACAACAUAGUCAAAUCAUAACAGCAAUUACACUGCGGUGCUUUCCCCACAAAUCAUGUUUAGACUCUACUUCUUAAAAUAUCUACAGAAAGCCAACAAUGCCAUCAUGAGAAACCACUUGUUUACCAUCUGGCACUUUGGUGUCGGGCCGUUUCCUCUCAAGCUUCAACAUUGGCUUAAAUUUUGCAGGUUUAGAGACACCAUGUUUCGUGCCUCCUCUAAAUAUACCUGAAAACCUGGUUAUUGUAUAGCAUUCUGAUUUAGGUUGGAUCUAAUUGUGCAGGCUUUGAGAAGCAUGGAAACUCCAGUUUGUUUUGAACUUUUCAUUUAUCCCACAGCUUUGUUUUCUGUUGAGUGAAGAUUAUUAUAUCAUCAUAAAUUCUCAAAAGGCUGCACUGUUCUGGUCGUGUUCAGACUCAUCUGAUACACCCUCCCUUAAUUCCUUGUUCUUCUGCAGGAGGUGUGUACUCUGCUUUUGGCAGCAUCUCUGAUGGGAGACAAAAUGAGCGUGGUUAAUUGGCUGGGAUUCGUUGUGUGUCUGAGUGGCAUUUCAUUACAUGUGGGACUCAAGACAUAUUAUUCAAAAAGUAAGUACUCAUUUCAGAGCUGCUCAUUAUAUUGUUCAAACUUGUGACAUAAAAUAUAGUCCAAUAAAUAUCAUGUACAUCUACUUUAGACCAGAUGAAGUACUUAGAAUUUUAAAACUUUUAUAGUCUUAUCAAGUUUUAUAAGCGUGAUUGUUCAAAAGUACUUUCCAACAGAUGUUCAAAUAACAGCUGUAAGUUUCUCUCAUUUAAAUUUCUCUUAUCCAUUUAAAAAUUUUCAAAAAACAACACUGAUGAAUAAAAGAUGUUUGGUUUAUCCUCAAAGUCCAGCCCAGAGCUUCAACUUUCCUUAACUAACCCUGAACCAAAAUUACAGAUUACACUUGGGUUUUUACAUUGAGGGGGAGCACAAUGCACAUUAAUCUCUGAAACCACACUUACCAGCAGGGAAAACAAUCAGCAAUUCGAUUUGAACCAAGUGUUGUUCUGUUGCUUAAAUUGCCUGUAGCUAUCGUGAAAAAUUGGAUUUCAGCAUGUCGAAAGGUUAUGUAAGAGCCCAAGAGGAAAAGAUAUUUUGGCCCGCAGAAACUGUCUGGCUGUUUAGUGUCUUGUUUUCCUCAGGGAUUGCCCCCUUUGGAUAAGCCAAAAUAAAUUGCAUUCUUAUUAAUUCACGAGGAAAGAUCAUCUUUUGACAUACCAAAAUCAAACACAGGUCUCGCAUAAUAAAUAAUAUCCAUCAGUAUGUUUGAAUGAGUGAAAAGUAGUUGAUAAGAAGAGCACAACAAAUGAGGGAUCAUACUUAUCAUGCUUUUCAGCAGCUUGUUGUCCUCUAAGACAAUUGUCAUUCAUUGUCAAUGCCAGUGUUUCAAUUUUGAAUCUAUUGCUCGGCAUGGACUGGCAUUGCUAAAUAUCCUCUUAAAGCAAUAGUUCACAACCUUUUCAAGCUGUGAGCUCCAAGAGCAAAAAAUCUUUUGUCUCCACUGGGACACAAAUUCAAAAGAAUACUUUAAUAGUUGCCCAAGCAUGUACACAUACAGUAUAAACUAUUGAUAAAGAACACAACAAACCAUAAAUAUGAAAAGAAUGUGAUCAGUACUUUGUUGUUUUUGUUCAAUUUCAUAUAGGCUAGGCCAGAGAAGCCAUUAGUCUGAGGUGGGCACAGUUACUCAAAAACUUCUUAGACUGUUAAUUCAUUUAACCAAGAUGUUAAAUUUGAUAUUAAUCAAUAUUUUAAUUUGGUUCAAGCUGACAGUGGAAGAGGUCUCCACUCUUCAAGUCCUGCAAAUCCUUACACAUAAUGUCAGUAAAGCCGUGGAUGAGGCUUCUUUAAAUCUAGAGGGACCAUGUAAACAUGCUCAGGGUGUCUGAAAUCCAUCUUACCAUUUAUCAAAAUAAAGGAGAUGAUUCCUCACAAAUCACAAGAUAUUGAAUUCUCUUCCCUUCAGGAUUUUCUUGUAAUACAUCUUGACUUUAUUAAGAUACUGGACAGGGGUGGCCUUUAAGCUGCACAAAGAAAUGUUCACCUUUAAAGCUGAUGUAUGGUUAAACAGUAGUCCAGCAUCAGACUCUUAACACGCAUGAAAUCAGCUUUUAUGGAAUUAUGUGUACACAGUAACGGCAUAUAUGUGCUAACAGUGAGCCUCAACACGUCACCUGUGUAAGAGUAAGUGUCAGAAAUGGACUGCAAAAUAACUUUUGUAAGCAAAUGUGAUCUGAAGGGGAGCAAACGAAUACUCCUUAAACACUUCCAGUGUAAAUGUGCAUCUCAAGAACAGCCAUCUGUUUCAUCGCUAAAAGUUUCUGAAAUGUAAGAAUGAAAAAAUGGGGAUGUCCGCAGCUUUUACUUCAUUUACCAAAGCUAAGAAAUAUAACAGUGACUAUAUUUCUCAAUGUUUUUAUUUGGAAAAAAUAUAUAUUUAUCAAGCCUUGUUUGUCUUUUGUUUUCUCUGAUUUAAAACUAAUAGCUGGUCACAAUGAUACUAAAAGUAAAUUUUAGUAUAAGGGAGGUAGUGUCAUUAUAAUGAAAAGAAAUCAGUUUGAAAAUAUAUGGAAAAAACAGAUUUUGGUAAAAUUCCAAUACAAUGCACCCCUAAUCAUGCAUGUUAUUUUCUUCCAGAUAAGGGCAUGUCUUUGAGGCAGCUCAGCACCAAGAGCCCAGAGCUCGAGUUGCCCUUACUACGACAGAGCGAGGACGGCAAAGAGGAUUCAGCUGCUGAUGAAGAUGAGGAACAAGAAAUCACAUUACACUGACAUCAGAGGACGCCGGCCGGAGACAAGACUGUCUCCAUACCGCUCAUUCCGUCAUCAUGUGGUUUGAGCAGUGAUGUCACAGCCCUAGAAAACUGCUAUGUUAAGGGAACACUGCCAAAAAAAUGGGGGGGGUCCCACCUCUCUUCCUCUCUUUUCCUCUGAUGAUCAUGUUCUCUGUCCAUACCAGGGCCUCAUAGUACGGAUGGUAUUAGCUGUACGACGACUGUGGACUUGACACAAGUUAUGAUCUUUUGCCUUAGGGAAGCUUCAGAAAUGUAGCUAAUACAUCUCAGUGUCAACAAAGUAUGAUAUAUGGAGAGAAAAAAGGGAUGCUCUGACAGCUUGAAUUGUAGUGGGUCAUUUUUCUUUGCCAGAGUCUUGACACACACACACGCACAGUGGGAAUAUCUUCUGAACAGGCUGGGAACAGAAAGACUCUCUAAGCAUGAUAAUUAUGGUGUUCAUCAUGAUAUUAUCACAAUAUCAUAAAUUUUAAUCAGCUUACCCCAGAUACUUGUGCUGCUAACGGAGAAGGCGGGGAAGCGAGACACUGUUCUUGAACCUAAAAGUUAAGGUCUCCUGUUUUUUAGAGUGAUGUGAAGCGACCGCAACUUCAUGUGCCUUGUUGACCCUAACAGCGGUCAUGCAGACUACUUUUAAGAGCUAUUUUCAAAACCUAUAGUAAUUAAACCAGCUAUUGUGUAGCUGUAGUACUUGAGUUGAAAGCCAUUUAAAAAAGUAAUUGUUUUGAAUGUUUGUUUGGGUUUUUUUUGCUGACUCUGUAAGAUUUUAGCAAUGUUGCACUUCAGCCAGGACUAAAGAGACUAUGUGGUUUUUCAUUUCAAAAUAAAUCUGUGAGAACUAAUA